Molecule: messenger RNA, 708 nt
Organism: Alternaria burnsii
Lineage: Eukaryota; Fungi; Ascomycota; Dothideomycetes; Pleosporales; Pleosporaceae
Exons: 3
Coding region: 1-708 (235 amino acids)
Source: RefSeq, a predicted model, not a curated record
AUGCAUCUCGUCAUCGUCCUCGUGGGCCUCGUCACCCUGACGGUAGCUGCGCCACUCGAAAAGAUCAGCGAUAGCGAGAUGCACCAGGCUCAGGAUAAAGACUACACCAAAUAUGCCGGAUACCACCCAUACUACUCUUACGGGCCGUACUCCUCUGCAAUCGAAGCAGAAGCUGCCAAGAUGCAGCAAGGAUCAGAGGCUGCAAACAUGAAGCGAGACGACACACAACCCGUAGUGGAAAGCUACGCACAAUAUGGCGUCUACUACACUACCUACGACCCCUAUCCAUCAGAAGUGGAGGCUGUGGCAGCGAAAGAUGACAUGGAAAGGCGAGGUUAUUCCUGCUACGAGACAUACACUCCUUACUCUGCCGCUGUCGAAGCUGAAGCCGAAAAGGCGUCCAUGACCAAGCGUGGAUAUUCUUGCUACGAAACAUACACUCCCUACUCUGCUGCGGUGGAAACCGAGGCCAAGAAGAUGGAUGCAAACAUGGCUAAGCGCCAUAUGCUGAGCAUGCCCAAAGAGGUGAUGGAUAUUAUUGCGAGCAGCAGUGUAAAACGCGACAUGCCCAAGGAAGUGCAGGCUGCUGCUUCAGCCAUCAUCCAUUGCUCGCGAGCACACAAUCUGACAUGCCUUACGUACAGCCCUUAUUCAGCUUAUGGUGCCUAUCACGGCGUUGCUGAGACUGAAAUCGCCAAGACGAACUAG